AUGGCUGAAUAUCAACAUCCAGUUCAACCUGGCAGACCGUGCCAACAGAAAUCCACUAGUGUUUAUGACAUUUCGCACUCUCCGUACUGGGCACAGAGCCAGGUUCAAUACGCCCAAAACCUUCUAGAGUGUUCGGGUGAACCGAUCGAGUACGAUUGCGACGAUCGAGACUACUGGGACAAUUGUUUCUUUUUCCCGGAAGACUGUUCUUGGUCUCCUCCCAAGGACUGGAUUGUCGAGCAGCACGACCCCAGAUACGAUCUCAACCGCGACGACUCUUACGACACCAUGAUUCCCGGACUACCAGACAUCAAGAUGCUGGAUGCGGAGGCCCUCAGCGACCUGCUGGAGGACAACCUCUCGCCCCCGGAGAUCACCUCCAUUCUAGUAUUUGCUACGAACGGUGCCAUCUUCGCCUCGGCGUCAUCUCUUCCGCUGAGACAAUUACGCAACCUGAGCGCGACGUACGGUGCUGCCUACACCUGCUACGCCAAGAAUGCUUCAAGCGGGAACCUGACGGGCGUCAACCCUGCUAGUCAUCCCUCUUCUUACGUGACAGCCCAGUCCGUAUCCUUGGGUGACGUAGGCUCGAUUGUCUUCGAGCUCGACGACCUAGUUGCCAUCGUCACGCGCAUUGCCGACAAGGUUCUCCUUGCUGCCGUCGGGCCGUCCAAGAUGAAGCCCGCCGGACCAAGCCACGCUCAAAAUGGUCAGGGGGCCACCGGUAAUACCAACGGAUCUCGACCGGGGACGGAAGGCCCCACGACGGGGAACUUCGCUCCUCCCAACGGUGCAUCCCUCCAUCACACUCCCACCAACGGCACCCCAAACAGUAUUUCCCGCAGCCACAGCGAAUCCAACAUCCAGAGCGACGCACAUCUCGAAACGCAAUACGAAAUCGACCGCAGCAGCGACCUCGCUCGUCUCUCCAGUCUGAACCUGUCUGCGUCCCCAGCCAUCCUGCUCGCACUGGAGUCAAAAUCUGCGGCGCUAGGAAGAUUCCUCAGCCAGAAGCUGGAGGACCUCGAUAGUCCGGAGGACUUCUGA
Aspergillus steynii IBT 23096 is the source of this 1047-nucleotide messenger RNA. RefSeq lists its product as uncharacterized. NCBI's taxonomy places the organism in Eukaryota, Fungi, Ascomycota, Eurotiomycetes, Eurotiales, Aspergillaceae. The record is from RefSeq and is a predicted model, not a curated record. The transcript is spliced from 2 exons. The coding region runs from base 1 to 1047 and encodes 348 amino acids.